UCAAGCAUGGUUGAGCUGACGGCAAGCGUAGCUACGUAUACGUAUCAUCUAUCUACGCUUAUUACCCGAUAGUGGUACCCUCGCUUGGGAACCCCAAGAUAUGUCUCAGCUGCCUGAUGGCACGCUUGGAGAUGCUGUCGGAGUAUUGAUCUUCACCUUUAUUUGCUUGUUUACCAACAUCCUCUUGUUAUGGCUCUAUUGGAUAAGCCACGAGCGGUUAGGUUAUAUAACACUAGUGGGGUACUUCGCCCUCUUGUGCACAAUCAGUAGCAUCAUUCAGCAGAUAUACAAUUAUACUUUAUGGAAUGAUCUCCUUUGGGCGCAAUUGUACUAUAUAAAGGCGAACUACAAGAAUGCCGACGUCAUCUUCAACAAUGGCAACUUUGGCUUCCAGCGGGUUCUGGCGAUUAUACGCUUAUUUUGCUAUAUCGUGGAAUCAAGCUAUCUUCUAGCCUACUGCAUCCAAGUAACAGCAAAGAUGUUCGACUUUGGGACGAGGAGACGGAAUAAACGGCGUUUUUACGCCGUGGUUGGUAGAGUCGCACCAGUUAUUCUGGCUGCUAUCGCUAUCGGCUUGCUUCAAACUCCUGCCGUUCAAAGUAGUUUUGUUGUGUACAUGGUUGUAGCAAACACACAAUCUGUCUUGAGUAGUGCUAUCAGCAUCAUAUUACUUGCUCUCAUCGUUCGUCAGUAUAUUCAGGCUAAACUUGCCUGGAAACGCGUCGAGGCAAACGAUAGCUGUGGCAUCUGGUCACGGCUCAGAAAUAGCAACAGUAAUACGAGUAAUAGCAGUAACAACAGUUCUGGGUCCAAAGAACCUACUACAAUUGCCCCAGUUUACUCAUCACAGGGAACAAUUUUCGAUGACAACUGGGUGGUCGUCCGGUUGUCGAUUGCAGUAGUUCUCAUUUCAGGCUUUAUUCUAGCAAACGUUAUCACACACUUACCCCAGGCUGAUGACGUAGCACGAGAUGCCAAAGCGAAUGCGCCGGACUUAAGUGCUGAACGAGCCAGAUCGAAUAUCAUCGGUUACAUAUUCGGUGUAACGCCUGGUCUAGCAAUAUGGAUCGUCUUCGGCCUCACUAGAGACUUUCGAAAAAUUAUGUACGAUACCUUCGUACCGCGGAGGUGGCGCAAAAAAGGACCAAUCAUUGCGCCAGAUGUGGGAGCUUCGUGGGAGUCUGCGCGUGGCAGGCGGCAGGCUGAUCUGGCUGGGGUUGCUCUAGAUGGUGGUCUUCAGUUGGAUGACAUGGGCGCUAACUCGAAGAGGCGCGCGGCGCCAGAUGUGAUGGUUGCACCGUUAUUGACCUCGAAGUCAACCCCGAAGUUGACGCCGAGCGACAGAUCGCUUUCCGGGGAUGCACAGAUAUUGUCGAUCGGAUGACGGAAUGGGAUAUGACGUUGAUGAGAAUUUGGUGUUCAAACUUCGGGAUUUCGAAUGACAUGUAAACGGGUCUGGUUUUCAUAGCGAUUGAAAUUACAGUGAUUUCAGUAGUCGA
This is a messenger RNA of Xylaria bambusicola, 1499 nucleotides long. RefSeq lists its product as uncharacterized. The record is from RefSeq and is a predicted model, not a curated record. NCBI's taxonomy places the organism in Eukaryota, Fungi, Ascomycota, Sordariomycetes, Xylariales, Xylariaceae. The transcript is spliced from 7 exons. The coding region runs from base 101 to 1384 and encodes 427 amino acids.